Adineta steineri is the source of this 1227-nucleotide messenger RNA. NCBI's taxonomy places the organism in Eukaryota, Metazoa, Rotifera, Eurotatoria, Adinetida, Adinetidae. The record is from the annotation of a GenBank genome assembly.
AUGUUCGCUUAUUUUAUUUUACUUUUUGUUGCACUUUGUUCAUUGUUAACAAUUGAUGCACAGGUAGUUCCAAUACUACCAUUCACUCCAGAAUCAAUUUCUAUAAAACCAGAUGAUCUUCCACCACCGUUUUCAACCGGAUCGGCUUCAAAACCAGCUAUUGUUGUUGGAGUACCAAGUAAUGCAACUUUAUAUGUACCAGAUGUUCGUUUUCGAGUAACCAUCUAUCGUAGUGGUAUGAAUGCACCACGACAUAUGGUUUAUACUCCAACUGGUGAUAUCUUAGUGACAGAAAUGAGUGGUAAUCGUAUAUCUAUUUUAUCUGGCACUACAACAGCUAUUUUUGCUGAUACAUCAAAUGGAAUUUCACGAGCAUUUGGUAUAGCGUUUAUAAAGGAUUGGUGUUAUAUUGCUAGUGCCGGUGAACUUCGUCGAUAUCCAUAUGUUGAUGGUGAGAAAAGAUUAAGAGGUACUGGACAGAUCUUAUUAACAUAUGGAAGUACUGGUCAUACGACACGUAGUUUAAUAGUAUCACCAAAAGGUGAUCGUCUUUUUGUCACAGUUGGUUCCAAUAGUAAUGUUGAUAUUGAAUAUCCAUCUCGAGCAUCAGUACAAGUGAUUAACUUAGAUGGAUCAAAUAAUGCAACAUUUGCUUGGGGUUUACGUAAUCCAGUUGGUAUUGAUUUUCAUCCUAAAACAGGUGAUCUUUACGUAUGUGUACAAGAACGUGAUGGACUUGGUGAUGAUUUGGUACCCGACUACUUUACAAGAAUUCAACAAGAUGAAUUUUAUGGAUGGCCAUUUGCUUAUAUGUCACCAAAAUUUGUUGAUCCACGACGAGUCUUUGCUAAUGGUACAAGUCAGCGUCCCGAUCUAGUUCAAAUUACACGUACACCUGAUGUUCUCUUCCAAGGACAUUCCGCUGUACUUGAUAUGCAAUUCUAUCGUGGUAAUCAAUUUCCAAGUCGCUAUCAAAAUGGUGCAUUUGCUGCUUUUCAUGGUUCAUGGAAUCGUCAAGCUGGUACUGGUUAUAAAGUUGUUUUUAUUCCAUUCGGUGCUGAUAAUCGUCCACUUGGUUAUUAUGAAGAUUUUCUCAAAGGAUUUCUUGUUGAUCCUCAAGGUCCAAGAACAUUCGGUCGUCCUGUUGGAAUUUUUGAAAUGAAAGAUGGAACUCUUUUAAUUAGUGAUGAUGGAAAUGGUCGCAUAUAUCGAAUUGAAUAUGUCUAA